Molecule: messenger RNA, 1326 nt
Organism: Aureobasidium melanogenum CBS 110374
Lineage: Eukaryota; Fungi; Ascomycota; Dothideomycetes; Dothideales; Saccotheciaceae
Product: AAA-domain-containing protein
Exons: 7
Coding region: 1-1326 (441 amino acids)
Biological process (GO): meiotic recombination checkpoint signaling; reciprocal meiotic recombination
Cellular component (GO): nucleus; chromosome
Molecular function (GO): ATP hydrolysis activity; ATP binding
Source: RefSeq, a predicted model, not a curated record
AUGGCUGAAGUUCAUGUGGAGGUGCGUCUCAAGGAUGCCGAUGCUGCCGAGCACAUCACUCGCGCUGAAAUCGAGGACGCGUUCCAUACCUUCCUGACCAACAAUGACUACCUUCAUCCGGUCCGCGACGGCGAACUAUUAGAAUUUGAAAAGUUCCAGCACAAGGAUCACGUCGCUUCCGUCUAUGUCACUGGCGUUUUUACGGAGUCGAAAUAUGAUCCAAAGUGCUUGUUCUCCGACGUCCAACUCAAGGUCCAUGCCUAUAGUCUUCACGAACAAGCCGCCGCUGCUUCUACUGUUACAUUCAGCACUUCAAAAGACUCUCAAGCUAGACUCAUCAAUCUGCCUCAUGAGUCCUUGGCUGGCGUCUGGGAACGUCUAAAAUUUGAUAAUACUCAAAACAUCAAUCCAGAAGAAAUUCUCAACAUGGUUUUCCGUACAGUCACACAGUUGCAUCAAGCAAACAAGGUCUCGGAAGCAAUGGAUAUCAAUCGGUUGAUCCUCUUUCAUGGACCGCCAGGCUGUGGCAAAUCGACUCUAUGCCGGGCUCUGGCCCAAAAACUAGUCAUCAGGCUCAGUCGCACCUUCAGAGGUGGUAAACUGUUCGAAAUCAACACACAAGAUCUCUUGAGCAAGUUUUACAGCGAAAGCGGCAAGCUCAUAUCAGAAAUGUUUGACAAGGUCCUCAGGAUGGCACACGACGGCAAGGAGCUAGUUUGUGUGCUAAUUGAUGAGAUCGAAAGUAUUGCUACGUCGCGUCAAGCCUCGACAAAGAAUGGCGAGUGUACGGACACUGUUCGCGCUACUAAUCAACUCCUCACUGCGCUUGAUCGAAUCAGAAGCAAGCCAAACAUUGUCGUCUUUUGCACAAGCAAUUUGGCUGAGUCCAUCGACUCAGCUUUCCUCGACCGAGUCUACGACAAGAUCUCAGUGCCUCCCCCUUGCGGAAGUGCUAUCUACACCAUCUUGAGCAACAUUCUCAACUCGCUGAUCGAAGCUGGGACGAUCAUCUACGAGCCUUGGGCUGAGACUCUGCCUAGUGACGAAGAAGACGAGGAAUUCGAUUUUCGAACACUGGGCAGUUUUCUCGAUCAGUCGCACCUACCAAGCUACGACCGACUGACGCUCUGGAAAACUGCAUAUCCUCAAUCUCCUGGACCCAUACUCAUGAGCGUUGCCGAAGACUGCGCAGGACUCAGUGGAAGGGAAAUGGUAAACUUACCAUUCCUCGCCAUUGCAAAAUAUACUAGGCAAGAGAAGUGUACCGUCUUUGACGCGAUCCGGGCUAUUGAGAAGGCUGUCAAGGUUGACAAGGCCACGAAGUGA